Molecule: messenger RNA, 2893 nt
Organism: Protopterus annectens (West African lungfish)
Lineage: Eukaryota; Metazoa; Chordata; Ceratodontiformes; Protopteridae
Product: ubiquitin carboxyl-terminal hydrolase 22-A
Exons: 15
Coding region: 435-2102 (555 amino acids)
Biological process (GO): protein deubiquitination
Molecular function (GO): zinc ion binding; cysteine-type deubiquitinase activity
Source: RefSeq, a predicted model, not a curated record
AGACAGCCCAUGGGGCCACUCAAAGCUAAACUUUUUUUUUUCACGGAAGGCGGGAUCUAGUUAAUCAACAAACAUUCGGCCUGGCUAACUGCUAAAGCAAGUUAAUAUUGUAAGACCAAUCAUGGCCCAGAUGCAAGAGCUGGCUGCGGCGUAGCUGGUAGGGUAGGUUGAGGCGGCAGCCGACCAUUAUUAAAGAAUCUGGGCGACUUAAGAGACAGGAAGAUUUAAAGAGACAGCGAGAUUAUUAAAAAUUGAUAAAAUUCUUUGGUAUUUUUACGCGAACUGGAGUAUUCUCAAGGACGCCGCCCCUUGAAGUUUUAAACUGUUUUCCUACAACACCACCGCCUAUAGCUUCUGGGUUCGGCGGUAGUUGCUGCAGUCGGUACUAUAGGAAUUGUUCCCAUUUUUCAUCUUUUCUUAAUGUGGCUUCUGUCAUGAGUCCGGCCGGGUGCUCCCAUGUGAAUAGCUUUAAGGUGGAUAAUUGGAAACAGAACUUGCGAGUCAUCUAUCAGUGUUUCGUGUGGAGUGGGACUGCUGAGACCAGGAAACGCAAGAUUGUAGAGGAAGAACAUUCUCGUUGGAUCACAGGAAGCUGUGCUAGGGAAGUAAGCCACGGGUCUAGUGAAGGGUGUACAAAUUUUAAGGCCAAAUCCUGCAUCUGUCACAUGUGUGGUGCCCAUCUGAACAGAUUGCACUCUUGCCUUUACUGUGUAUUUUUUGGGUGCUUUACAAAGAAACACAUUCACGAGCACGCAAAGACAAAACGCCACAACUUAGGCAUCGUGCUUUGUUGUUACUCCACUUUUGUACUAGUGCUACCAGUUGAAGCCAUUGACCUUUUGUAUGGGGGUAUAUACUGCUUCAUGUGUCAAGACUACAUAUACGACAAAGACAUGGAACAAAUUGCCAAAGAAGAGCAAAGAAAAGCAUGGAAAUUACAAGGUAUCGGUGAGAAGUAUUCAACAUGGGAGCCAACAAAAAGAGAGCUGGAGUUAUUACGGCACAACCCCAAACGAAGAAAAAUAACUACAAAUUGCACUAUAGGUCUUCGAGGGCUAAUAAACCUAGGGAACACAUGUUUUAUGAACUGUAUUGUGCAGGCACUCACCCACACACCGUUGCUCAGAGAUUUCUUCCUGUCUGAUAGACACAAAUGUGAAAUGCAGAGUCCUAGCUCGUGUCUGGUCUGUGAAAUGUCUACACUGUUCCAGGAGUUCUACUCAGGACAUCGGUCGCCACACAUUCCCUAUAGGUUACUACAUUUAGUAUGGACACAUGCACGGCAUUUAGCAGGGUAUGAGCAGCAAGAUGCACAUGAGUUCCUUAUUGCUGCAUUAGAUGUGUUGCACAGGCAUUGUAAAGGAGAUGACAAUGGGAAGAAGGCCAACAACCCUAAUCACUGUAACUGUAUCAUAGACCAAAUCUUCACAGGUGGACUACAGUCAGACGUCACAUGCCAAGUCUGUCAUGGUGUUUCCACGACGAUAGACCCUUUCUGGGAUAUCAGUUUAGACCUGCCUGGCUCCUCCACCCCGUUCUGGCCCCUGAGCCCUGGGAGCGAUGGCAGCGUGGUGAACGGGGAAAGCCACAUUUCAGGAACCACCACACUUACAGACUGCCUACGCAGGUUUACAAGGCCAGAACAUUUAGGAAGCAGUGCCAAAAUUAAAUGCAGCGGUUGCCAUAGUUACCAAGAAUCUACCAAACAGUUAACCAUGAAGAAACUACCUAUUGUUGCAUGUUUUCAUCUCAAACGGUUUGAACACUCUGCCAAGCUAAGGCGGAAGAUAACCACAUAUGUUUCCUUUCCCUUGGAAUUGGAUAUGACACCAUUCAUGGCUUCCAGUAAGGAGAGCAGAAUGAAUGGGCAGUAUCAGCAGCCGUCAGACAGUCUAAACAAUGACAACAAGUAUUCCUUGUUUGCAGUAGUUAACCAUCAAGGCACCUUAGAGAGUGGGCACUAUACAAGCUUCAUCCGGCAGCACAAAGAUCAGUGGUUCAAAUGUGAUGAUGCCAUCAUUACCAAGGCUAGCAUUAAGGAUGUUUUAGACAGUGAAGGGUAUCUGCUGUUCUAUCAUAAGCAGUUCCUUGAAUACGAGUAGCAUUGCUCAUCUAGGUCAUCAGACAAGGCUGUAAUGACAUUAACUUACCUACUUGAAAUUUGCAACAGUAAAACAACAAAAAGACAAACUUAAAAACAGUCAGCACUGAGCUCCAACAGGACCUACUUGAAACUGGCUUUGGUCUAGCGGAGUGAGGAGUGGACAAGUCGGACGUGCAUCCAGCUCCUUGAGUGGAGCUAACUAAGGGAAGAGACUGCUACCAAUACCUUGAGACAAAGAAGAAAGAAGGAUCAGGCCAGCCUCUCCGCUGUCACAGCGCCGCAUGUUCCUCCGAAGUGUGGGAAGGAGUAUACACAUCUCCACAAGCAUCUUUUUCCAUGGAUGCUUCUGCUCCAACUGACCAAUCAUGUAUAUCAGUAAUACAUAAGUCCAGUCCAUUCUUUUUCAUACAUUUGUAUUUCAAAGUGAGGAGGAGGUGGACGGUAUUAAGAGGGGGAAAAGACUUUGCAAGUAUCUUUUUAUUUGUGAGUUUAGUUCUUAAAUGCAGUAUGAAGUUAGUCGGGUUUAUAUAUACAUAUAUAGAAUGUGUAUGUAUAUGUAAGCCAUCAAUUGGGAAACUCAAAAUGAAGUACUGAGACUGGUUUUCAGUAUAUAUACUGUAUAACAGAGUGCCGAUGGACUGCCUAUUGGAACAGGAUAGAUUAUAUUCUGUUUGGGCCAUUUUUUUUUUAUUCAUAGCUGUGUUUUUGUUUGUUUUUGUUUCUUUAUUCUCUGUCAUGAGAAUGAAAUUCCUAAAUGCAACCAUCAGUAAAACUGUGAAAUGGAACAUG